This is a messenger RNA of Phycodurus eques (leafy seadragon), 2551 nucleotides long. Its product is annotated as zinc finger protein OZF-like. NCBI's taxonomy places the organism in Eukaryota, Metazoa, Chordata, Actinopteri, Syngnathiformes, Syngnathidae. Gene Ontology annotation, biological process: regulation of transcription by RNA polymerase II. The transcript has 3 exons. Gene Ontology annotation, cellular component: nucleus. Gene Ontology annotation, molecular function: RNA polymerase II cis-regulatory region sequence-specific DNA binding; DNA-binding transcription factor activity, RNA polymerase II-specific. The coding region runs from base 71 to 919 and encodes 282 amino acids. The record is from RefSeq and is a predicted model, not a curated record.
CAAAAACGUAGAAACAAGACGACGAAGUCCAGUUGAAAUCCUGUGAAAAAACACCAAGAGGUUGAAGUAAAUGGUUCUAGCGACUUAUAACAUAUUUUAUCUUUUCAACACAACAAUGGCGUCGUACGAGGAAAACGAGCGACAACGAAAACAACUGGAAGCUGUUGGCAAGAAGCACAUCGUGUUGUACAUCCAAGGUCUGUCCACGUGCACUGAAGUCCAGCAGCUGAUUGGUUGUAAGGAAGAACUUCCCGCUCCGCCGCAGGCGGGGACAUACAUUUUGGAGCAAGAGGAACCACAGCACCUCCAAAUCAAAGAGGAAGACAAAGCUCCACAGCCCCCCCACGUGAAAGAGGAAGAGGAGGAGGCUGACAACAGCAUGUUGCUACCUACUGGUGUCUCCGUGAAGAGUGAAAAAGACAAAGAUGAACCGAGACCACCCGAAGGGUCACAACGUCAUCGUCCCAGUGCAUGUGGAAACCACUGUGGGGGACCACCACCAGAAAACAUAUUUGCUCCACUGUCGGACAGCGACGACAUGGAAGAACCUUGGAGGAGUGACAAAGACUGUAAAGAUGUCCAGCAGCUGAUAGGUCAUGAGAAAGAGCUGGAAGGGGUGAGCUCCAGUUUGGAGCAAGAGCAGCCACAGCCCCCCCAAAUCAAAGAGGAAGAGAAAGAGCCACAUCCCCUCCAGUUGAAGGAGGAAGAGGAGGAUCUACAACCCCCACACAUUAAAGAUGAAGAGGAUCCACAGUCCCUUUACGUAAAGGGGGAGGAGGAGGAGCCUGACAUCAGCAUGUUGCCACUGACUGUUGUUUUAGUGAAGACGACGAAGACAAACCACCCAAGUGGACACAGCUUCAUUCUCACGGUCCAAUUGGAGACCAUUGUGGAGGAGCACCACCACACAAGCUCUUAGCUCCACUGUCAGACAGUGACGACAUGGAAGAACCUUUGAACAACGAAGCAGACUGUGAAGGUGACGACAAACAGUCAAAAUGCUCGAGAAAGGAGGCAGCAUUUGGCAAUCAGGAAACUUCGCAAGCGUUCCAAAAAUGUUUAACGUGCUCAGUUUGUGUUAAAAGCUUUGUAAAAAUAACACAUUCUAUUGGACACACAAGAACACGCUCAACUGAAAACUCCUUUAGUUGCUCAGUUUGCAGUGCAACAUUGUCUAAAAAAAAAUGUUUGGAAAAACAUGAGAAAAACCCUUUAGUUGCUCAACUUGUGGUAAAGCAUUGUCUCAUAAAGAGACCAUGAUAACACACAUGAGAUCACACAGUGGAGAAAACCCUUUUUGUUGUUCCAUUUGUAGUAAAAGAUUCACUCUCAAGCCAAACAUGGAAAAGCACAUGAGAAUACACACAGGAGAAAAACCUUUCAGUUGCUCAUUGUGUGCUAAAACAUUCUAAUCAUAAAUCGCAUUUGGUAUUACACAUGAGAAUACACACAGGAGAAAGACCCUUUUGUUGCUCAUUGUGUGAUAAAACAUUCUCUCAUAAUUCGCACGUGAUAUUACAUAUGAGAAUACACACGGGAGAAAAUCCCUUUCGUUGCUCAGCUUGUGGUCAAACAUUCUCUCGAAAACUAAACAUGCUUUCAGACAUGAGACAACACACGAGAAGCCCACUUUAGUUCAGUUUGUGAUGGAAAUCACGCUCAAAUGACUACUUGAGGCGGCACGGUGACCGACUGGUUAGAGCGUCAGCCUCACAGUUCUGAGGACCGGGGUUCAAUCCCCGGCCCCGCCUGUGUGGAGUUUGCAUGUUCUCCCCGUGCCUGCGUGGGUUUUCUCCGGGCACUCCGGUUUCCUCCCGCAUCCCAAAAACACGCAUGGUAGGUUGAUUGAAGACUAAAUUGCCCGUAGGUGUCAAUGUGAGUGCGAAUGGUUGUUUGUUUGUGCCCUGCGAUUGGCUGGCAACCAGUUCAGGGUGUACCCCGCCUCCUGCCCGAUGAUAGCUGAGAUAGGCUUGAGCACUCCCACGACCCUUUAGCAAGCAAUUUAAGCAAAUGUAUUAUAUCAGAAGUGUUAUCGCAAUAUAAAACGACCUGUAUAGGCUGUAAAAUCUUCUCCAUAUUGCAUAGAUCUUUGCAGAAACAUUAUCAUAUCAUGAUGUAUGUAAUAAUGUCAAAUGAUAUCAUUCCUCAUUUGUGUUAUUUCAUUCCCUCACCCAAUGAGUUUCAUAAGAGAAUCAAUAAUGGAGUCUGAUCAAUAAGUUUGUCAAUGUUUGUCUGCGUGUAUGCCCUGAGCUUGGCUGGCGACCAGUCAAGGGCGCAUGUACCCCAUCUCUCGGCCGAAGUCACCAGUGGAAGGCGCCAGCACACUUGUGACCCUGGUGAAGAUGAGCGGUGUAAAAAAUGGAUGGAUGGAUGAAAUGAUGGACACAAUGUUUAAAGGUAAACAAAAAGAGGAAAUGACAACGAAAAUGUAGCAAACCGCCCACCUCCUCAGUUUUAUUCAACUAUUUCAAUUUGUGUCAAAAUGCUAACAUUUAUUUUAGUUUGUACUUUUAUUGUUGUUUUGAAUAUUACACGGUGGCCGACUGGUUAG